CACUUUACCUGCCGCAGGCGCUUCCGGUUCCGGUACAGGGACUGCGCGGGAUCCAAGGCCCCGGGCAUGGCGGGGAGCCGGCUGGAAACCGUGGGGAGCGUUUUCACGCGGACGCGAGACCUGAUUCGGGCUGGGGUGCUGAAGGAGAAACCCCUUUGGUUGGACAUAUAUAACGCCUUCCCUCCACUGCGGGAGCCAGUCUUCCGAAGGCCUCGCUUGCGAUAUGGCAAAGCUAAAUCUCCUACCCAGGACAUCUUUUACCACGAGGAUCAGAUUAGAGCGAAAUUUUAUUCAGCCUAUGGAUCUGGUCCAAAAGCUUUUGAUCUGUUCAACCCAAACUUCAAGUCUACCUGCCAACGGUUCGUGGAGAAGUACAUUGAGCUACAGAAACUUGGAGAAACAGAUGAAGAGAAGUUAUUUGUGGAAGCAGGGAAGGCUUUGUUGGCGGAAGGUGUCAUUUUAAGACGAGUAGAAAAAGCAGGGACUCAACAGGAAGGUAGUCAAGUUUCCCAGAAAUCUGAAUCCAUGGGUGUCGAAUCCCAAACUGCGUUGGAGGAGAACCCGCCUCUGAAAGAAGUUCCACGGGCCCAGCAUCUGGAGGCACCUGGAGAAGAGUCGAAAGGCCUCUCACCUCCCUGAAGAACGUGUAUACCGUGUAUACUGACAUCCAAACUGGAUUCACUACUGGAAUGUUGAACUGGUUUUUAACAUUUGAACUUUGUAAAUGUUCCGUGAUCUCUGAGGCAUCGUGUUUGCCUUCUUUGGGUUCCCACUUCUGGGUUGUCAUAAAGCUCUGUUUUAUGGUUUGAAGAAGCAGUUAUGUGAAGUUUUAUGUUAUGGUGGUAUUAAAUAAAGAAUUCCUCGGUGCUUAUAAAGUAAAUUUACUCAAAAAUUGUAAAUAGCAUGAGAAAACCUUUAUAAGUAUUGUUUGAACGAGAUUCACUCUGAGUUGGUUUGCUUGGAGCCUUGUGUUCACAUUUGAUUCUCUGGUACGUUUCUUUUCUUGGAACCAUCCGAUUGUCACUUCCAUAUCACAUGUGGUUCCCUGGCCAGCUGUUUCUGUCUGUGAAUAAUCUUUGUACUUUUCGCUUGAGAGGCCAGGCUGACUUGUGCUUUGCAGUAAGAGCAAGGACCUAUCACUGAUGAUGAAGUAAGGUCAAAACUACAAUCUCAUGAAUUGAGUGCUGGAGACAGCAUAGACCUGCACAUAGUAGGCUGCUCAGGAAAGAUUUCUUGAAUGAAUGACUGAUCACAUCUAGCUGAAAGAUGAAUUCAGAUGAUGUCUCUGUAGGUACCUGAGCUGCUGAGAGGGAUGACGCUCCCCACCCCCAUCCACCUGCCUCCCUGGUAUCAAGCUCUCCUGCUUCAUUCAUUUUCUUAUCUUCUGCUGAAUAAAUACUUCUCAGCCAUUAUUAAU
This is a messenger RNA of Budorcas taxicolor (takin), 1417 nucleotides long. It is a transcript of the gene MRPS23, whose product is annotated as mitochondrial ribosomal protein S23. The transcript has 5 exons. Gene Ontology annotation, cellular component: ribosome; mitochondrion. Gene Ontology annotation, biological process: translation. NCBI's taxonomy places the organism in Eukaryota, Metazoa, Chordata, Mammalia, Artiodactyla, Bovidae. Bases 67 to 639 code for a protein of 190 amino acids. The record is from RefSeq and is a predicted model, not a curated record. Gene Ontology annotation, molecular function: structural constituent of ribosome.